Podarcis lilfordi (Lilford's wall lizard) is the source of this 20600-nucleotide messenger RNA. The record is from the annotation of a GenBank genome assembly. Lineage: Eukaryota; Metazoa; Chordata; Lepidosauria; Squamata; Lacertidae.
AUGGCCACGGCGCUGCUGGCGGGCGAGAAACUCAAGGAGCUGAUCCUGCCCGGAGCGCAGGACGACAAGGCGGGCUCGCUGGCGGCGCUGCUGCUGCAGCUCAAACUCGAGCUGCCCUUCGACCGCGUCGUCACCAUCGGCACCGUCCUCAUCCCCAUCGUCCUCGUCACGCUGGUUUUCACCAAGAACUUUGCCGGUAAGGUGGGCCUUCAGGGCAGCAGCCUGGAAAGCAUGGAAUGGGAGAAUUGGGAGGGGAGCCUGAGGCUCAAUCCAGUCCAACCGAUUUGCAAUACAGCAGGGGUGGCCAACUCCCAAGAGACUGCUAUCUACUCACAGAGCUAAAAACUGGCAAUGAUCUACCCCCUUUUGGGGGGCUCGGGUCAAAGUUGUUGAGUUUUUUUCAGGGAGGAGGUAAAAUGUUGAAGAAGAAGAGUUUGGAUUUGAUAUCCCGCUUUAUGACUACCCUAGGGAGUCUCAAAGCGGCUAACAUUCUCCUUUCCCUUCCUCCCCCACAACAAACACUCUGUGAGGUGAGUGGGACUGAGAGACUUCAGAGAAGUGUGGCUACCCCAAGGUCACCCAGCAGCUGCAUGUGGAGGAGCGGGGAAGCGAACCCGGUUCCCCAGAUUACGAGUCUACCGCUCUUAACCACUACACCACACUGGCUCUCUUGACCUGUUGAGCUUUCUUUAGGGGAGCCACAGUUGUUCAGCUUCUUUGGGAGGAGCCAGUGAUCUACCGCAGACGUCCAGUGAUCUAUCGGUAGAUCACGAUCUACCUGUUGGACAUGCCUGCAAUACAGGGAUCUCAAGGCAUCCAGUUUGAAAUCAUGCCUAAGCUUUGCAAAUGUGCUGGCAGUUUUGUUGCUGCGCUGCUAGGAGGAACCGGACGUCCAGCCGGUGAAGCCCUUCCUCACUCCGAUUGCUGCACCUCGGAAAUGGGGGACAGCUUCACCUGUUGAAAGUCCGCCUGUCUGGCAGCUGUAGAAGAAGCUUUGCCGAGGAGGGGAGAGGUGGGGAGGUAGCAGUGGUUGGGACACACACACACACACACGCACACAAUUCCCUUCCAUUCUCAAGUAGUUAGACGAAUGAGGGAGGCGCAGGGCUGUAGCUAGGGGGAGCGCUAGUCGGGUUAUUGCCCCGAUGAAGCCUCCAGAGGGGUGCCAUUGAGGCUCCCAGCCUGUGGGUCGUGGUGUAUGCAAAUGUUAAUGGGGUGCCAAACUGGGUUUUUGACGUGUGUGAAAUAAAGCCUACUUUUGCCCCUGGGGAGUCAUCCUCCUGGCAAAUAAUCAUUAUAGUUCAGUCGGUAGGGCACGAAACUCUUAAUCUCAGGGUUGUGGGUUUGAGCCUCACUUUGGGCGAAAGAUUCUUGCAUUGCAGAGUGUUGAACUAGAUGACCCUCACGGUCCCUUCCAGUUAUAUUUAUUUAUUUAUUGAGUUUAUACAGUGGAACCUCGGCUUGCGAAUGUGAUCCGUGUGGGAGGCACAUUCGCACUGUGUCUGUGCACGCGCGGGUCGCGAUUCUGGACUUCUGCACAUGCACAAAGCAUGAUUUAGCGCUUCUGUGCGUGAGCGAGUGCCGAAACCCGGAAGUACAGUGGUACCUCGGGUUAAGUACUUAAUUCGUUCCGGAGGUCUGUUCUUAACCUGAAAUUGUUCUUAACCUGAAGCACCACUUUAGCUAAUGGGGCCUCCGCUGCUGCCGCGCGAUUUCUGUUCUCAUCCUGAAGCAAAGUUCUUAACCCGAGGUACUAUUUCUGGGUUAGCGGAGUCUGUAACCUGAAGCGUAUGUAACCUGAAGCAUAUGUAACCUGAGGAACCACUGUAACCCAUUCAGGUACUUCCGGGUUUGGCGCGGUGCGCAACCCGAAACCGCGUAACCUGAAGCGUCUGUAACCCGAGGUACCACUGUAUCCCUGGAGGUCUCAGGGCGGUUCACAGAAAAGAUCACAACAUAUAUAAUCAGUAAUCAAAAUAAAAACAACAACCCAAUCAUACUCCCCCAGAAAAGAGCCACAUUUUAAAAGGGUACAGGAUGUCAAACAGAUCAACCAAAGACCUGGUUAAAAAGGAACAUUUUUGCCUGGCGCCUAAAGGUGUAUAAUGAAGGCACCAGGCAAACAGUUCUAUGAUUCUAUGAAAACAGGCAUUUAUUAGGAUUCUGAUAAAAGCAAUCCUGCAUGACAGGGAAGGGGUGCCACGUGGUGGAAACCUCCCAGAGAGGAGAAACUGGGCAGUGUGCAAUGGGAAAGGCCAAGGGCUUAGUAGUGGGGCUAGACUUGAUGCACUGUGGAGGCUCAGCUUCGAUUCAGAAAAACACACAGGCCUGAUUGAAUCUCAUCUCUGCCAUGAACUCUGGGCGCCCUUAGACCAGGAGUGGGGAACCUCUGGCCCUCCAGAUGUUGCCAGACUUGAAUCCUCCCACCUUUGGGGAGCUGGAGACCAUCAACAUCUGGAGGACCUCGGUUUCGGCAUCCCUGUCUUAGAUGAACCACGCCAUACACUUAAACCACAUUUUCUCCACUCUCCCAAAGUAUAGGUAGAUGUCUUCUAAAGUUUUGGCGUGUUGUGCAACAACAGUCUUGAUCCUGUGUAAUCGCACCGCUCUACUUUACCGGGUUCUUGUUGCAAGGAUUACAACAAAAUAUAGUAUUUUGGCACAAGGCAUUAUUUGAAGACAUUCAGAUACUGUAUAAGUUAUUGCUUAUUUAUUAUAUCUGCAAGCGUCUGCUUAGCACCAGGAUGUGAUUGGGGUUGGUAGGGGAGGAGUGGCCAGAAACACUGUGGAAGGUGGAAUGGUAAACUGGAACAGUUUGAGAGGGAGAUGUACUAUCCAACUUGGUCCUCCGUGAAAAAGCAGUUGAAAGUGGAGUCUGUGGCCUCACUGGAACCACCAACCAGAGGGUUUUGGAGUGGGGGUCAUAAUGAACAGAAAGCGGCUAGAAUUUUGCUCUCCAGAACCACAAUUACAAACAUGCUCAAAAUUUUAUUUCGGGAUCUCUUCCCCUCAAAAAACAACAGGGCGCACAAUGUCCAGAUGCUCCCAGAGACUUUGCCUCUUCCAUUCUUGAAGCGCAUGGUUGUAUUUUUGCUGCAGCUGCCGAGGGUGUGCAACAAGGCGAGUGACUCCCAUUCUCCCCAGAGAUGCUGCGCUACCUUUGCAAAUAAGCUGCCCUUGCUUUUUGUUCUUCACGGAGCACUGCUUGCCAUCCCUCCUGUUCCUAGGUGUGUCGUUUGCCCUCCUAAAAGUGUGACAUCAUACCGGGUUCAUAAGGAAAGGGUUAGCUAAUUGUAAAAUGACUAACCAAUGGGAACCCAAGGGGCAGAGUUAACUGUGUAUAAGGUUUAAGCACAGAGAGGUUUUUUGGAGGUGUUAGAGUUAGGGUGGUUGAGAAGACAGUCUGGAGUUGGAAGAGACAGAGAAGAUAAGUCUGUGAGUUGGGCUGGGCUGGUGUGAGAGAAUUUGUUAAGAGGAGUCAGUCAAACAGUUGAGAUAAUCAGUCAGAAGGUAUUAGGAAGGUAUAGGCCGGUAAAGAAACUAAAGUUAAGAUACUGACAGGAAUACUAUCUGAGAAACCAUAAACUUGUUAAUGUUUGUAAAAUAAACUUGGUGGUUUUUUUGGUUCACUUUUAACAACUGUCUGGACUCAGUGUUUUACCAGAGAGUAACGGGUUGGUGGCAGCGAGAAAGCGAGCACAGUGGUGGCACAGGGAUCAAUAGACCGUUAAACGUCCGGGGACCAUGUGUGAUCGGCACACUAGGUAUCUCGGUUUUGCCUUCUGGGUUCCUAGCGCCGCCUUGCUCCCUUGACACCUACUUUUCUUAGCCGAGGGCGCUUUGGUACAGAGGAGCAUUCGGUCACACAGAGUCCAGCCCAGACACAGAUUGAUUGAUUUACUUGUUGAAUUUAUAUACUGCCCUAUACCUGGAGGUUUCAGGGCGGUUCACAGAAAAGAUCACAAUAUAUAAAAUUAAAAUUAAAACAAUAACCCAAUAACACCCCCCCCCCCCAAAAAAGCCACAUUUUUUAAAAGUACAGGAUGUCAAUCAGGUCAACCAAAGGCCUGGUUAAAAAGGAACUUUUUUGCCUGGUGCCUAAAGGUAUAUAAUGAAGGAGCCAGGUGAACUUCACUGGGGAGAACAUUCUAUGGACAGGGAGCCACUGCAGAGAAGGCCCUGUUCUCGUGUUGCCACCCUCCAGACCUCUCGAGGAGGGGCCACACGAAGGAGGGCCUCAGAAGAUGAUCUCAGGGUCCAAGCAGGUUCAUAUGGAAAGAGGUGGUCCUUGAGGUCUUGCAGUCCUGAGCCGUUUAAGGCUUUAUAGGUCAGAACCAGCACUUUGAAUUGGGCCCGGAAACGAAUUGGUAGCCAGUGCAGUCAGACCAGGAUCAGUGUAAUAUGCUCAAACCAUCUUGCUCCGGUGAGCAACCUGGCCACUGAACUCUGCACUUGCUGAAGUUUCUGAACUGUCUUCAGAGGCAGCCCUACAUAUAACGUAUAAUAAUAAUAAUAAUAAUAGUUAUACAUUUCACUGCAAGGAAAGCCUCAUAAUUAGCUGACUUUGUGAUUGCCCAUAUUUCCCAAUUUUCUAAAUUCACUGAGUUGCCCUUCACAUAAAUUCCUGUGGGUGCUAUCCAGUGCUAGUCAUACUUAGAGAAGACUCCUUCAAAUAUAUGGUCAUGACUAACUUAGGACUGUCAUUUUCAUUGGGUCUACUCUUGAGUGGAACUUAUCUGAAGACAACUCAGGCUAUUUAUUACAGAUAGAUUUGAAGAGCUAAGGAGAGUUGACAGCAGCUGAAGUUUCUUAACCGUCUUCAGAGGCAGCCCUGCGUAUGUCGCAUGACACUAAUCUAACCUUGAGGUUACCAGAGCAUAGUCAACAGUAGUUAAGGCUAUCCCUGUUCAGAUAGGGGCGUAGCUGGGCUGCCAGUUGAAGCUGAUGGAAGGCACUCCGGGCCACUGAGGCCACCUGAGCCUUGAGCAGCAGCAAAGGAUCCAGGAGGACCCCCAAGCUACAAAUCGGCUCCUUUAGGGGAAGUCAAGAGCAGGCAACCUCCCACCCAUCCGGUCUAGGGAACCACCCACUAACAGUACCUCAGUGUUAUCUGGAUUGAACUCCAGUUUGCUGGCUCUCAUCCAGCCCAUUAUCGAGGCAAGACACUGGUCCAGCACUUCCACUGCUUCACCUACAGAUGCAAAGGAGAAGCAGAGCUGUGUGUCAUCAGCAUACUGCUGACAACGUACUCCGAACCUCCACAUUUCCUAGCUCCGUGAAAACCAAGUUUGUGGGUGUCAGCCUUCUUUUGCCCUUUCUCUGCCCUGUUACUGGCACACGGUCUCCUUGUGGUUUGAUGCCGUUGCCCUGAGUUCUUACAAGUGGUCCCCUUCGUCAUGACUCUUUAAAAUUAACAUGUCCUUACCUAUUAUGCAUCAGCCUCAGAAGUCCACCUGAAGGCGCCGGGGUUGGUUUUAGCUCAAAGGAUUUCAUGGCAGGUGGCUAAAGCACAGUAAUCACGUGUCAUCACUGGAACAUAAGAAACUGGCUUAAGACAAAUCAGACCAUUGGUCUAUUUAUCUCAGUGCUGCCUAAACUGAUUGGCAGUGGUUGUCCAGGGUUCCAGACUGCAGUCCAGGGUGGAUAAAAAUCAAUGAUUUUUUUAAAAAAUCAAAAAACAGAUUUUUGUUAUUUAAAUCAGAUUUUUUGUUAUUUAAAUCGGAUUUUUAAAAUAAAAUGCUUUUGGAUGAAAAAUCUUUCUAAAGAUAGUUUUCUUUUUAAGUUACAUUAUAAUAAAUAAGGAAACAAGGAUUUGUUUGAAGUUUUUCAUAUGUGCUAGAACUCAAAGUUUUUUUCUAAUUGUUUAACCACAUCAGUGAACAAACAUGGAUACGUAUGCUAUAAUGUUACUGUUUUGGUUAACUAGAUUGUUUAAAUUGUUGUUAAGGAAAUGAUUAUUUUUCUCUUUCCAAUAAAGCACAGCAGAAAAGUUGUCCAAAUAUAAACGCUUAACUUAAUGAAACUCACAAUAAUUUCAUAAUUAUCUAUGUAUUUCUAAUAGUAUAACCAAAUUGGUAAUUUUUGAUAUAACUGUAAAAACUACUCUGAAAAUUUAUUAUUCCAAAAAUGAAACCUUCAUCUGGUAAAUAUUAAGAUUAUACCAGGAAGAAUGAGUCGUUCCGUAAAAACAUGAUUUAAAUCAAGUCUUACUGACUAGUGAUUUAAAUUGUGACUUAAAUCGAUUUGAUUUAAAUGAAAUCCACCCUUUCUGGAAAUGUCAGGCAUUGAACCUGGCACCUUCUGAGUUCAAGACAGAUGCUCCACCACCAAGCUAUAGCCCUGCCCUUAUUGAUUUCCUCCAUAUCUGUGUAGACCUUCAGGCAUUCUGAAGGAUUCCAGGUUCCCCCUUCCCACCUUUUGCUGGAGGAUAUAGAAAUGCAAUAGGCUGCAAACUAUAAAAGGGUCUCUUUUCUUUUCUUUCUUUUUAAGUGGCAAUUUCCAGAGGGAUAACUGUGCAGCUAAAGCAACCAAGAGUCUUGUGGUAACCUUGAAGAUUUAACACAUGUAUUGCGUUUCGAGACCCCGAGACCAUCCCCUUGUUGAUGAAUAAGACACAAAGACACAGAUAUUAGGUUAAUGUUAUUGGGCAAAUUUAGGCCACAACUUUAUUGGUUACAGAAUGUGAGCAGUUUUGGCUUAGGCAUUGGAAUUGACCCAACUAUAUCUGACUCCUGCCCGCCAUGCAGGGAGUCCUGUAAGGGUCAACCACCAAUAGGGGGAGCCCCAUCAAUGCAAACCAACUUGAGCUCCCCCUGGGUUCCUGACGAGGUCGUGGAUGUUAGUUUCUGUGUGUUGCCACUGUGGAGUGCUCUUGGAGUCACAGGACUCUGUUUACAUUCCUGGGAUUCCAGACUGUUGGAAGUCUCACGGAAGACAGGAGACGGAUGUGAUGUUACUGGUUUCCUGUUCCUUUGUUUUUCGGUUGCUCUCUGCUCUCACAGAGAGAGGGUGUAUUUCUUUUCUGUCUGCAUAGCUUAGUAAUAAAACCCUUUAGCAUGUAGCUCAAACUUCUCGUCCUUCCCUGUGCUGGAUACUCUGAGUAAUGGGGAAUGUGCCUGGAGCCUUAUCAGAGGCUCAGGUCGUUAAUCACGUCAGAGGCAAUUCCGGAAGAGUCACUCAGUCGAGCGCAACUCCGACAGUGUCAUGGCCCUAGCCCAACCCCGGACUUCAGACAAGAUCCACACCCCCGGAUUCCUUUAACGGAAGACCCUUAAGCUUGGAGGGGCAGGUGAUGGCCACACCUCGCCUCCCCCAUCAUAAGAUCAACCAAUGCCUAACCGCAAAACCUUACAAAGUUGUGACGAUUGCUAUGAGGUAGGCGAAAACCCAAUGGCCCAUGCCAAUUUGCCAAGUGGAAAAAUUCCUACCAGUCCCCUCAACGACGACCAACCGAGGUCCAUAGCGAGGCUAAAUUCGAAACCUGAAAAUAGGGAGGGAGGGCAGGAGAUCGAGGAAGUGAGCCAAGAGGAAGCGCUCCGGCUCACGUCUCAGUUUAAAUGGGGCCCGGCCACGCCCCCCAGCCAGCGGAUUGGCUGGCAGGCGAAUGACAUGACUGGGAACCUCCGGGGGACGCGAGACUUCAUCCCCUGCCCCCGGAGGGGAGUGGGUGGCCACGUGGUCCACUGCAACUCCUCCCCACUGGGAAGUAGAGCGGAUUUGUGGUGUAAGUGAGGUUUCAUUUUCGUCUCAAUGCCGCUUUGAACCUUGUUUCUGCUGUGCAAUGUAGGAAUAGUCUGCAAUGUAGGAUUAGUCAUCCUGGUCUCCCUUUCCAAGGCUGUUGUAGGGAUUACAAGAUAAUGUACAGAAAAUGCAAAGUGUCCUUAUAUCCCUCUAACUUUCUGAAGCUAUUGUUUCCAUUGCAAACAAGGUAGUAGCAUUUUGAACAUGCGGUAUUAAAUUACUAUCAGAGUAACUUGCGGAUAUAAGUCUAUAGUUAGAAGAGCUGAGUUUCCAAUUGACCAUUUAGUACCGGGGAAUGGGGUUGGCUGGGAACAGCAAUGGGAUAUGAUAUGGAAAUUAUUGUCUCUUUGUGAAUAGCUAUUAAUGUUGUGUGAAUCUGCAUUGAGGCAUUUAAAAGCAAUACGUUUUCAGCUUGAAUGACCAUAGCACAAACACCCCAGAGCUUUUAGAAAGUGAAUCAUACAGCCCACUGAAAAUUACUGAUUCAACACAUUGUUUGGGUUUGUAGUGAAACCUUUUAGGUGCUCACAUUAAUGCCUUGGUUGGUUUUUGUGGGGCAGCAGCGAAGAUGGCAAAGUAGCAAGAGUUAAGUUGUGGGGCCUUCCGUUAAACCAUUUUCCGUCGAUGUAAGAACAUGCAGGCUUCUGCACUGAAGAAAAACGUAAUAACUAAAAGAUAUGCAGCUUUCUGGCAGCAGACUGAGUUCUGUUUUUAUUUAGGAUGCGCUCACAUUACCGCCUUCGAGAGCAAUGUAGUUGUUUUAUUCAUGGGGAAUUUCACAGCUCUUUCAUUCCGGCUGCUCACAUCAGCGCAGCUUCAUUCGGGUUAGAUUUGUUUCUGCUCGUACACACACUAAGGGGGCAUUGGUGGGGCAGGGAUGUCUUUAAGUCCGUUUCGGAGGCCUAAUCUGGUCCGCCGGUCGGUUUAAUCUGGCCCCUGUGGCAGUUUAUUUCCUGGGGUAAAAUCCUAAAAAAAACCCUCAACAACUUCAAUCCUAAAAAAAGGUUAACAACUUCACGGCUCUUCGCUUCAUCAAAUCUGGCCCUCUUUGAAAAAAGUUUGGACACUAUAAAGGACUAAGUAAAAAUGAGUUGAUGAAAUUGAUGAAACAGAGGAGGUUUAAUUACAUUAUUUAAAUUUUAAAAUACGUAAAUGAAAAUAAGGUUAGAAGGAUUUGCUGGAAAUAUGAUCUGAACUAGAAUACAAAAUUGGGAGGUGAGAGGAGGUCAUGGAAAUAAGUUAAAGGGAAAAGGUUAUGUAAAGGUUUAAUUUGUUUUUGUUCUAUUUUAACUCAACGCAUUUUUAUAUUUUUUGUUUUGUCUUCGUUUUUACUAUUUUUUAUUGUUCAUUCUUUUCUUGUUACUUUUUACUUUGCUAUGGUUAAAUUUUCUUUGUAUUUUGUAUGGUUUUUCUUUCUCUUUUUUGUAACUUUAAAUUUGGAAUAAAUAUCAUUUAAAAAAAAAAAAGUUUGGACACCACUGCUGGCCUAGGCAAAGGUGUUUGCACCUUGGCUAGAGAUGAAUUAGGAACGGCUCGCUGUGGAAGCUGCUUUGAGAAACGUGUCAAACUGUAGCAUACAGUCAUACCUUGGAUCCCGAACGCCCUGUGAGUCGAACGUUUCGGUUCCCGAAUGCUGCAAACCCGGAAGUGAGUGUUCUGAUUUGCGAACGUUUUUUGGAACCCGAACAUCCGAUGUGGCUUCCGAUUGGCUGCAAGAGCUUCCUGCAGCCUGGCAGAAGCUGCACCUUGGUUUCUGAACAUUUUGGAAGUCGAACGGACUUCCGGAACGGAUUCCAUUCGACGUCCGAGGUAUGACUGUAUAGUAUAACCCCAAGACUUGACCACUGUGAUAUUGAAAGACUGAAAGACUCCAGCUGGUACAAAAUGCUGUGGGUAGGCUGUGACUACCGCCAGUAUAUACCGCAUUUUUCACUCUAUAGGAUGCACCCGACCAUAGGACGCACCUUGUUUUAGAGGGGGAGAACAAGAAAAAAAAUUCUCCCCCUCUCUGCGCAGUGGCCCUUCAGAGCUUGUCGGGGCUGGCAAGGGAAGCCCAGGUCGCCCCAGCCCCAGGGACCACACAUUCGCUCCAUAAGACACACAGACAUUUCCCCUUAGAUUUUAGGAGGGAAAAAGUGUGUCUUAUGGAGCGAAAAAUACGGUAAGUUUCUUCAAAACUUUUCAAAAGCUACAAUGGUACCUCAGGUUACAUACGCUUCAGGUUACAUACACUUCAGGUUACAGACUCCGCUAACCCAGAAAUAGUGCUUCAGGUUAAGAACUUUGCUUCAGGAUGAGAACAGAAAUCGUGCUCUGGUGGCAUGGCGGCAGCAGGAGGCCCCAUUAGCUAAAGUGGUGCUUCAGCUUAAGAACAGUUUCAGGUUAAGAACGGAUCUCCGGAACGAAUUAAGUACUUAACCCGAGGUACCACUGUAGAGGAAUUCGAAGCUCCAAGUAGAAAAUUAUUGCCUCUAGCUUUUUGUUUCUUUGUUGAGUGUUGGAAGGGCCUGUAGAGAAUAUUGAGUGUGGCAUCCUUCAGGUAGCCCAUCAAAAUGUGUGACUCUGGCAUGGUCGCCGGAACAAAUUGACUGACCAUUUUCAGUUCCUGGGGACAAAGUGUUACAAGCAAAUAAAUAACAUUCCGGGCACAGAGCAGCUUCAGAAUAGGAGCAGCUGGCGCAAACAUUCCCAAAGGUAAAGAUGAAGUGAACAUUUUGUUUUCCUGUGCGCCAGGACAAGCAAUUGAAUUUGAGAGGGCAAAGGUUUGAAAACAAUUAAUUGCCUAAGUGGACAUGGUCCAGUUGUUAUGCACAAUUAAUACCGGCACAUUGUUGGGCUUGGCUCUGAACUGUAGCUACAUUUUAGAUCUGGCGUAGAGACAUUAAGAGGGAAGUGCGCUUAUUUCAGGAGCAACAACAUGCUUUUUAAAAAUCCUGCUUAAUUAUCCAAGGGCUAUCUUCUGUACUACCUUCAGUAUUUUUAUCCAGCUCCUUAUUGCAUCUCCAUUAUUAAUCACCCUUCUAUAUCUAUGGCACUAUUGAGGAAUAUGACCACUAUUUGUGAACUGCCCUGUGAUUUUUGGAUGGAGGGUGAUGGAAUAAUAAUAAUAAUAAUAAAUUUAUAUGCUGCCCUAUACCCAGAGGUCUCAUUGUGGUUCACAGCAAAGAUCACAAUAUAUAAAAUAAAAACAAUAACGCAAUAACCCCCCCCCAAAAGAGCCACAUUUUAAAAGGGUAUAGCACAGGCUUCCUCAACCUCGGCCCUCCAGAUGUUUUUGGCCUACAACUCCCAUGAUCCCAAGGUAGCAGGACCAGUGUUCAGGGAUGAUGGGAUUUGUAGUCUCAAAACAUCUGGAGGGCCGAGGUUGAGGAAGCCUGGUAUAGCAUGUCAAUCAUGUCAACCAAAGUCUUGGUUAUAAAGGAACGGUUUUGCCUGGCACCUAAGAUGUAUAAUAAAGGCGCCAAGCAAACUUCCCUGGGGAGAGCAUUCCACAGACAGGGAGCCACUGCAAAAAGGCCCCGUUCUCGUGUUGCUACCCUCCGGACCUCACAUGGAGGAGGCACACGAAGGAGGGCCUCAGAAGAUGAUCUCAGGGUCUGGCUUGGUUCAUAUGGAAAGAGGCGGUGCUUGAGGUCUUGCAGUCCUGAGCCGUUUAAGGCUUUAUAAGUCAGAACCAGCACUUUGCAUUGGGCCUGGAAACUAAUUGGUAGCCAAUGCAGUCGGACCAGGAUUAGUGUAAUAUGCUCAAACCAUCUUGCUCCGGUGAGCAACCUGGCCGCUGAAUUUUGCACUUGCUGAAGUUUCCGAACUGUCUUCAGAGGCAGCCCUACGUAUAACGUAUAAUAAUAAUAAUAAUAAUAAUAAUAAUAAUAAUAAUAGUUAUACAUUUCACUGCAAGGAAAGCCUCAUAAUUUGCUCACAUUGUGAUUGCCCAUAUUUCCCAAUUUUCUAAAUUCACUGGGUUGCCCUUCACAUAAAUCCCUGUGGGUGCUAUCCAGUGCUAGUCGGAGAAGACCCCUUUAAAUAUAUGGUCAUGACUAACUUAGGACUGCCAUUUUCAUUUGGGUCUACUCUUGAGUGGAACCAAUUUGAAGACGACUCAGGCUAUUUAUUACAGAUAGAUUUGAAGAGCUAAAGAGAGUUGGCAGCCCAUUAGGUGAUUUGGAUAAGAUUUCCCCUUUUUAUUAGCACAUUUCACAAAAAGCUUCAAUGUGAUAACCAAAAGCAUGUGGCUGUCCAAAGGCUAUAUCUCAGCUGAAGCAGCUCCCCAGGUCGGGUGAAGCCACUGUGCUGGUUUCAUAGCAGGUGGGACAUACUUGUGAGACAAGUGAGGAGAUCUGUGCUCUGCAAACACACUGGCAGAAGCACCAGAACGGCUCCGCUGGUUCGUUUGCACCACACAGACCUGCAUAUUCCCUCACCUUGGAUAGUGUGGUUCCUUGAUACCUUAUAAGGCAUGUUUCAGUAAUGGCGGGCAAGUUUCCUUGACUACCAUUCUGGCCCUGCAGAUUUGUGAUGGGAAAUUCUGGUGUACCUUCAUGAUAGUCACAGCCACACACUCCUUCUAAGAUUAUACAAAAAAAAAUUUAAUUAUACAUUGUAAUUAGGUAAUCAUUGCAGUGAUCAAUGUAUAUCUCCAUGUGUGUCGCCUUUCAGUUAGCUCUAUUCUGUGUGCGUACAUGAGUAAAUGAUUUGGGGUACUCCAAUAUUGUCUUUUGGAAUGACUUCAGUUGUGUUUUCCUUGAAGUGCUGUUGUACAUUACAAAAAAUUUGCACACCAUUCUCUUGAAACCUCAUUUCACACAGGUCCUACUAUCUGCAUGCUCACUAUCCAAAAAUUCACUUACCCACACGAAAAUAAUUAUGGCCAAACCUUGCUAUACACUCCGCAGAUUCACUUAUCCAAACAACCAGUUUCCUUACUCCCUUGUUCGUUUGUGCUUUGCUGGUUGGCAACAGCCAUUUUUGGGUAGAAGCCAUGGAGAGACAGUGGGGAGUGACACUGGACCAAUCAGAGAGCAGGAGCAUUUGGACAAAUCAGUUUUCUACGCUUUCUGGUUGGCUGCAGCCAUUUCAGGAAGAAAACACGGAGGGGGUAGAAGGAAAGCAAACAAAUCCCGCAUUAGAAAUAUUUCCAUAGGAAAUAAUGGAAAUCGUGGACUCGUUAUAUGAACACUUGCCUAAUGAAAGGUUUCCACGGAAUGCAUUGUGUUUGGUAAACCGGACCUGUGUGUGCUUGUGUUUUCAUUGUUCCUAAAUGGUUAGCUCUGGAGCAUACAGAAAAACUGUGUGCUUUCUCCAGAGUAACCCUAAGAGCCAAUCCUGAGUGCCUGGUACUUUUUAGGAUGCUGGAGGCAGGAACCAUGCUGGGACCAGGCUGCAGAAAUAGUAAUGGAUCUUGGACCCCCUGCAACCCAGGACCACUACACUUCUGUUGACAUCUGUGUUUUAGGACACACUUUCAAGUUGCACAGUGCAACAGUGAGGGCCAGUUACCUGCCGUAUACUUUCCACGCACUGUAGAGCAACGGUCUUCCAACUUGGUGGGUUGGAAGCCUCUGUUGGGUCACAGUUUGGUCUGAGGUGGGUCACAACUGCAGCACUAUUAACAUGCAAGUAUACGAUGAUAAAUUAAGAAGUGGCUCCCCAGAUAGGUACUUGGUUCUUGGGUUUGAAAAGGAAGAAGACUACCGCUAUAAAGCUUCCUAAAACUUGCCCCAGAAUUGUAUACAACGCAUGGGGGGCGGAGGGCUUAAAGCAGACCAGUCAAGGUGGGAAAGAUUCCCUCCAACAUUGAAAGUUUGAAAAACAGGACUUUCAAGCCCAUAGUUUCAAUAUCCAGGAUUAGAGGAUCUCUCGUUUCCAAAUAAUGGGACGCGGGUGGCGCUGUAGGUUAAACCACAGAGCCUAGGACUUGCCGAUCAGAAGGUUGGUGGUUCGAAUCCCUGCAACAGGGUAAGCUCCCAUUGCUUGGUCCCUGCUCCUGCCCACCUAGCAGUUCGAAAGCACGUCAAAGUACAAGUAGAUAAAUAGGUACCAUUACAGCGGGAAGGUAAACGGUGUUUCUGUGUGCUGCUGUGGUUUGCCAGAAGUGGCUUAGUCAUGCUGGCCACAUGAUCCGAAAGCUGUACGCCGGCUCCCUCGGCCUAUAAAGCAAGAUGAGCGUCGCAACCCCAGAGUUGGUCACGACUGGACAUAAUAGUCAGGGUCCCUUACAUUUCCAAAUAGUGUUGAGAUUUGACUUGCUUCCAGAUCUUCUCAUCGCCUGAUACACAUUUGCUGUCUUGCUCCCCCCCCCCCCCCCCGUGGCAAGAGCAGCAAGGAAAUAGCUAGGAACAGUUUAAUGGUGCAAUCCCGUGCAUGUCUACUUGGACUAAGUUCAGUGGGAUUUCCUCUCAGGUAAGGUUGCAUGGGAUUGUAAUCUAAGUAUUCCCUUGGCCUAGUAUGAAGACUCAGUGCAUCAUGGAAUAUAUUGCCAGUUAGGGAUUGGAAUGGGUUCUUUGAUUGCUUACGGCAGGCAUGGCCAAACUUGGCCCUCCAGCUGUUUUGGGACUACAACUCCCAUCAUCCCUAGCUAACAGGACCAGUGGUCAGGGAUGGUGGGAAUUGUAGUCCCAAAACAGCUGGAGGGCCAAAUUUGACCAUGCCGGGCUUAUGGGGUUCUUGCUCCAGUUCUUUCAGUCUGUUGCGUCUUUCUGUGGACUGCUGUGACUGUGGUUUCUGAAUGUGGAAGCUGCUCGCUUGUGUCUGGGUUCACGGGGCUUGCAAAAGGAAUGAUUCAUCAUCGGAUCAUGAGACGGUUUCAUUUUGCAGCAGCCCUGGCAUCUGAAUGAAAGGAGGAGGGGUUGUUAACCUCCACCUCUGGUUACUCAUCUGGAAUUACAGCAUCUCUCAAAUGCCCUUUAAGAAGCUUAAGGAUAGAUCCUUUUCAAAGGGCAGCUUAUAUAAUAUUGAGUUGUAUAUUUCAAAAGUGAUAACAGUAUCUGACUUCCAGCAAAGAUUGCACUUUUCUUCUUCUUCUAUAGAUCCUCUUCUCUUCCCCAAAUAUUCCAGUUGGGUUUUUUUGUUUUUAGUACAGCAGAAAAGCCAGGUGGAAGUGUACAGAUUAAUCCAUAGCCCACUCUUUGGCUCUCUCAUGACAUUCACUCAAAAUGGCUUGAUUACACCCAAGUAAGCUCAUGAAUACUGUAUUUUUCUGUCUCUUAGCAGUUCCCCACUGCAGCCCUCCACCACUCUCCUGCUAAAGAAGUAAUGGAGGAGACAGUAAGUUAUAUGACUGAUGAGUCAUUUUCGGUCGUUUGUUUAACCCCCAAUAUGUAAUCUCUCCUGCUUAACUUGUACUUUUCAAUGUGUUAAGUUUAGUACAUCUGCUUGAAUGGGGCACCUUGACCAACCCUUGGGUGGGAGGGUCACGUGUUGGCAGUGGACAUCCCAUAGUCUCACACGUACACACACACACAAACACAGGAAAACAGCCUGCCCCUCCUCAUCUGAACUGUAUUUCAAAAUUGUAGACUAAACCUCCAAGCUGGGGGUUAGCUACCCCAGAAUUAAAAUAUAGUAUUAAGGAUUUCCUCAAUACUGGUAGUAUAUCUGAACCUCAGAUAUUUCUAUUCACUUUCAUGGAGACUGUUCCUAUGCAUAUUUACUCAGCAAUCAUUCAUGACUGUCUCAGUGGGGCCGGCCUACUCCCAAGUAAGUGUUUGAUAUAGAACGGCACCUUCAGUGGACUGAUCUUUUAGAAGAGAAUUGAUGAGAAAAGCUCAAGAUCUUUCCAAAACAAUUUCAGUGUGGCUCUGGUUACCUUUCUGGUUGCCACACUACUGCUCUUGAAUCCCAGAGAUCUGCAGUUAGACAUUGGGUUAGUGUCUGACUUAAUCACACUCAGAAUAGAUGCAUUGAAUUCAGCGGACUUAGGUCAGAAUACAACCCAAUGUGUUACUGCUUAUACACAUCCAAGGCAGCCCCAGCAACAACAACAUCAUCAUCAUCAUCAUAAUAGUAGUGGUAGUAGUAGUAGUAGUAGUAGUAAUAAUAAUAAUAAUAAUAAUAAUUUACUACUUAUACCCUGCCCAUCUGACCGGGCCUCCCCAGCCACUCUGGGCAGCUACCAAUAGAAUACAGUUGUACCUUUGUUCUCGAAUGGUAUCUGUUCCAGAAGUCUGUUUGACUUCCAAAAACGUUCAAAAACCAAGGCACGGCUUCCAAUUGGCUGCAGGAGCUUCCUGCACUCAAUUGGAAGCCCCGUCAGAUGUUUGGCUUCCCAAAAAGGUUCGCAAACUGGAACACUCACUUCCAGGUUUGCGGCGUUCAGGAGCCAAAACAUUCGACUCACAAGGCAUUCGAAAAACAAACAUCAAACAUUUAAAAACUUCCCUAAACAGGGCUGCCUUCAGAUGUCUUCUAAGAGUCAGAUAGUUGUUUAUUUCCUUGACAUCUGAUGGGAAAGCGUUCCACAGGGUGGGUGCCACUACCGAGAAGGCCCUCUGCUUGCUUCCCUGUAACUCCACUUCUCGCAGUGAGGGAACUGCCAGAAGGCCCUCGGAACUGGACCUCAGUGAAUAUCACUAAAACAUGUUAAGAUGUCAUGCAGCCUUCUCCAUCAAGCCUAUUCAAAAGAAAAUUGGCUAAGUAAGAUGAAGAUUUUGAUUUGUGGCGCAAAAUAUCCACAGAUUUUGAAAUAAUGAUUUCCAGAUCUGUGAAAGGACUGUGAUGUAAUCAAACAAGUUAGAGAUGGGGCUCCGCUAUACCCAAAUGAUAGCUGUAGCUUUGAUGUGUGCUAAAAUUAGACUUUGGGUCUCUACAACUGCUGAUUUUCGUUAAAGAGCAGGAAGCGAGCCCUAUCCAAGUCUCCUUUCCCCAUAAAGAAAAGGUCAGGGAGAAUCUCAGAUAAUUUGAAUGUACAAUUGGGUUUUUUAAUUCCUGUGUUCCUUCGUCUCUCUCUUUUUUCUUGAAUGCCGCCGUGACAUUGAGAAAACGAGAUCAAAAGAGUUUUCAGACUUUUAUGUUUGACAUAUUCCAUAAGGUCAGUUACUUGGACAAGAAAGCCACAUUGGUUUAUAGACAAAGCUGGUACAACCACUUUGCAGAAGUAGCACACAUACAGUUUUAUGCUCUUUAUGUAAGCCAGGAUGUAAAGAACCACACAGAUAUUGCUGCACACCUGUUUAGGAACUUGAACACUUCCAGAAUUUUAAAGGACCAGGUUGGCUUUCGAAGUUUUGGUCCCUUUCAUCAGCAAAGGGCUGGCGGGUGGAGGGGACAGAAUGUGGCCAGCCUACAAAGCCAGAUUCUCAAUGCGUCUAGGAGAUUGACUUAUUUCGUUCCAUUUAUGAAUUGCUGCCUGGUAAAACACGUGGAAGCGAUUUAGCAAUAAAGCAUUGAAAACGAUUUCAUAUACACCAACGCAAUAAUUUCAAAUCAGGUACGGGGUGGGAUAAAGAUGUGCGUAAUCUGUUCUUUCAACAGAGGGCACUUGGAAGCCUAGUUAAGACUGAAGGGGUGGCAAAGAGCAUAUAGUGCCUUUGUCCACGUUCCUCAGACAAUAGCUGUCAACUUACAGAUUUGAAAAUAAUAAUAAUAAUAAUAAUAAUAAUAAUAGGGACCAACAGCCUCGAAAAUAAGGGAUCAGCAGCCAAAAUAAGGGAUUUUCCGGGCACAGGUAUGUUCAACUUCUGAACCCCUCUGAACCAAAGGCAGAAAGCCCAGCCAGCAGCCAAACGAAGCCUCAAGCGGUGGUUCCCACAAGGCAGCAACCCGGCAAAGGGGAUGCAGCAAGGAAAACCACCAUCACCUCUCCGCUGGGAAGCGCUGAGCAAAGGCGAGUCCCCAGGCAAUGCGGCCGAUUUGAUCAGCACAAGGCAUGCAAGCUCCACCCCCCAGUCGUUCUUAGACUCCUUAUUAGGUGAGCAACGCAGCCAAGCAACACAGGUGGAGCCUCCCUACUCCCUGGCCGGCAGGGAGGGAGGGAGAGGAGCUGCUUCCUUUGAAACCCGGGAAAUUUAAGGGACAUCAUCAAUAAGGGACAGCAGUGGGACACGGAGCUGGGAUAAGGGAGUUUCCCGCCAAAUAAGGGACGGUUGACAGCUAUGCCUCAGACCCCACCCGAGGGUCUCGCGUUGUUUUCAGGGCUUUGGCAACUGCCCCACCUCGAGGCCCUCCAAAGACAAUUACGUUGAAACAGUAACAACAGGGUAGGCUCUUUUAAUAUUUGAAUGAGUUUCAUUUGCCCCCAACUAAACUGAAAAAGUCUGAACCCGUAAACCCGGUCAUUUUUUUCAGAGGAACUCUCGCCCGUGAGCUGUGUUCUGAAUCAUGGCAUAGAGUGAGGUCUGUUUUUAACUGUGCAUGUUGUGGGAGAAUGUUUUCUCAAGAAAGCGGUGUUUGCCACUCAGGAUACUUCUCUUAACAAGAGGUACUAUAAUUAUAUUUUUAUUAAAUGGGGGAAUACUUAGAAUGAAUAUCACCACCACUUCCUAGUUGAGAUUUCAUCCCUAACUGUUUUUAUUAUGUAUUUUGUGUAUGUGUGUGUAUAUAUAUAAAUUUUAUGUUGUAAGCCACCCUGAGAUCGCCGGACGAAGAGUGGUAUACAAAUCUAAUUAAUAAUAAUAAUAAUAAUAAUAACACAGUGGUACCUUGGUUCCUGAACGGCCUAGUUGUCGAACAAAUCGUCUCCCGAAUGCUGCAAACCCGGAAGUGUUCCGGUUUGCGAACGUUUUUCGGAAGCCAAAUGUCUGAUAGGGCUUCCAACUGAGGGCAGGAAGCUCCUGCAGCCAAUCGGAAACCGUGCCUUGGUUUUCGAACGGUUUCGAAAAUUGAACGAACUCCCAGAAUGGAUUAAGUUUGAGAGCCAAGGUACCACUGUACAUGAAAAAACAUAAAGGUGGCGCACAGUUGUAGUAAAUAAAACAAUUGCGCACCCCCCUAUAUGUUUUUUCGUCUAUAAUAUUGUUAUUUUACGUUAUUUUAAUUUAAGUUAAUUAAUUAAUUUAAUUUAUAUACCACCCUUCGUCCGUAGAUCUCGGGGCAGUUCACAACAUAAAAUUACAAUAUAAGAAACACAAAUUAUGUAACAAAAACAAACCAAUAAUCACCCCUUCCAGAACACAUUUAAAAGGACAUUGGGUGUCAGUCAUAGCUGUCAACUUUUUCCUUUUUUUGUGAGGAAUCCUAUUCGGAAUAAGCGAAUUUCCCUUAAAAAAGGGAAAACGUUGACAGCUAUGGUGUCAGCUACCCAAAGGAACUUUUUUGCCUGGCACCAAAAGGUGUAUAAUGUAAGCACUUGUGGCGCGAGCAACCAAAUCACCUGAUUACUUGAAUCAGCGUUGGCCUAUCUUGGAAACCAUUGAUAUUCAGUCCUAGGCAGCAUUGGGAUCAGACCUCAGUGGUGAUUGAGCCCAGACAAAUGUCUGGGAGAAGCUGGUCAGCAGAGAUGCAUCAGUACCAUAGGAUAGCAGCUCAGAGGUUUAAACCAGAGGUGAUCACCGUUCAGGUCCAAAUCAGUAGCUAUGAGAUGCAUCCAGAAUGUUGGAAGAUUGAGCUGGAUCUGUGGCAGCCUUGAGUUUUAACAGUUCGCCUGGUAUUCUUAGACAACAAGGAAAUCCAUGCCUAUGAGGAAGCAGGCUAUUGUUUUCCUUGCUGGCGACAGAGAAAAGGAAGCCCACCCCUUAGCUCACCCUUCUCCACCAACCCUCUCAGUAGAAGACAAUUUUUCAAUUAGCUUUCUAAGUAGAACACGUUUCUGUGCUGGCUGUUGGGGGAGAGGGUUCCCUCCACGACUGGCAUGGAAACACAGGAUAUGAGCCUCUGGGCAGAUUCCACAAGCGUAUUGGGCUAGGCCAAGGAUGAGAAAGCCGUGGCCCCACAGCUGCUUUUGGAAUCCAGCUCCCACCAAUGGUCAAUGGUGAGGGACAGGAGUUGUAGUCUAGCAAAAACUGGAGGAGCAGAGGUUCUUCGGUUCUGGAUUAGGCAAAGCUAGAAGGGAUAUCGGGAUGCAGGUGGAGCUGUGGUCUAAACCACAGAGCCUACGGCUUGCCGAUCGGAAGGUCAGCAGUUCGAAUCCCCGUGACGGGGUGAGCUCCCGUUGUUCGGUCCCAGCUCCUGCCCACCUAGCAGUUUGAAAGCACGUCAAGUGCAAGUAGAUAAGUAGGUACUGCUCUGGCGGGAAGGUAAACGGCCUUUCCGCGCGCUGCUCUGGUUCGCCAGAAGCGGCUUAGUCAUGCUGGCCACAUGACCCGGAAGCUGUCUGUGGACAAAUGCCCGCUCCCUCAGCCUAUAGAGCGAGAUGAGCAUGCAACCCCAGAGUCGUCCGCGACUGGACCUAAUGGUCAGGGGUACCUUUACCUUUACCUAGAAGGGAUAUCGGGCAAUGGAAGGCAGCAGUGUUCACCCAGACAGCUCUCAGGAACCAAUCAUCUGCUUUGGCCCCUGCCAUCUUCUCAGAAAGCACAGCCUUCAGAAGCCACGACUCUUGCCUAUGAGUGGCUUAGCAAGGAGUGGUUGCCAAACAUGGCGGCAGAGUCCUCGAUUCACCAGUUCAUGGUGCAUUUCAUUUGAUGAUACUUAUUGAGUGGCAGCCAUUGUUUUUGUAACAAUUUGUGGAUUUCCAUUUUUAAAAAUCACCUGGCCCAAGUGAGGAAAGCUGAUACGUUUACUUGCUGGCAAACAAAAUAGAACGAGUUUCAUUUAAACUAUUUUAACCGAUUUAUCAUUUCUUUUCCAGAAAGAAGAGGUUCCGGGGACAUGGUUGUUCUUUUAAGCUGAUUCACAGCAACGAUGCAAUGCCUGCUUUUCACUCAAUUAAAGAAAUCAAGGAAUUCACACAUUGUGUUGUAUUUUUGUUCAGCUUAGAAGAGCGCUAG